AGGUCAGUCAGUCUGUAAUACAAUAAUACGAGAUGGAUUCCUGCUCCCAUAAAUACUAUCCUGAAGAUGGCUUUGACUCUAGAGAACAUCUGGAAACAUAUUUUACAAUGAAUUCAGAACGGGCCUUUCAAGAUGAUGUAUUAAAAUUUCCAAUGGAGACUUUGCAACAUGUUUUCAGUGAGGGUCACAUUAAAGGAGACCUUUUGAUUGACAUCAGUAAUGGAGCCUUCAUUCAUCAUCUCCAUACAGCCAAUCGGUUUUUCAAACAGAUCCUUGUGCUGAAGUGCGCUGAGAAAUGCAUCAUGGAACUGAACCGAUGGAUUAACAAGCGUACAGGAGAGUUUGAUUGGUCUCACAUAUUUACAUAUAUUAAAGUCACAGAUGGAUACAGUGACCAGUGUGAGCCCAGUGAUACAAUGUUGAAGAAUGCAAUUGCAGAGAUCUUGAAAUGUGACUUUAAUAAGGAAAAUCUCACAGAACCAAAGGUGCUACCACCAGCAGACUGUGUGAUCACUGUGUGGCUGCUGGAACUCAUCAGCAAAGACAAAGAUGAUUAUAAAAAAUAUUUCAGGAAAUUUGUGAAGCUACUGAAACCUGAAGGACACCUGAUAUUGGUUGGGACUCUUAAUACAACUUAUAUGACGAUUGGGCAGGACAAAUUACAUAUGCUCAAAUAUGAUGAGAGCUUUAUAAGAAAUUUUCUCAGUAAUGAAGGGUUUAUUAUUGAUCACUGGGCAAUACAGAAAAAAACAUCAUUGAGUAACCUUUGUGACUAUGAGGCAUUAUAUGUUCUCAUAGCUCACAGAGAGAACUGAAACAUAACUGCUGCAGAUCUUCCUAUCAAUUUACUAAUGAUAAACCUUAACAAAAGUAAUUCAAAAAAUAUAAUUGUGAGUUUGUAGUGAACUGAUCUUACGGUUGAUUUUGC
Pseudophryne corroboree (corroboree frog) is the source of this 928-nucleotide messenger RNA. RefSeq names its product nicotinamide N-methyltransferase-like. NCBI's taxonomy places the organism in Eukaryota, Metazoa, Chordata, Amphibia, Anura, Myobatrachidae. The transcript has 3 exons. The coding region runs from base 33 to 815 and encodes 260 amino acids. Gene Ontology annotation, molecular function: N-methyltransferase activity. Gene Ontology annotation, cellular component: cytosol. The record is from RefSeq and is a predicted model, not a curated record.